AUGGCUGUUGUCCUCAAUUACCUCCAGUUCCUUCUUGGACGGACGCUCUAUCCCUUCCGCGGCCAUGACGCCGGUCAGAUCAUCUACACACCCGCUUUUAAGAGCGUUUCGAAACCCAAUAUGACACUUGAGAGCCCUGAAUGUGGCCCUUCAGGCUCGAGUCUACUUCUUCGCCACACAAAUCUGGCCGAAGAUGGGCGCGGUUGUCUACCCGAGUUGCGCUGGACCCCUCCGCAAUGCGAACAGCCCGUGCAGGAGUACGUGUUGAUCUGUGAAGACAUCGAUCUUCCAGUCCCAUUCCUUGUCAUUUAUCAUGGCAUGCAAUGGGGGAUUCCUUCAUCCGCCACAAAAGCCUCUCCAGCUGAUGUCAAGCCAUCGGAAACCGACCCGAAGUCCAACAUGACUGAAGCGGGCUGGCGGUAUGUGCCCAACCUUAUGGGGACUUCUUACAUCGGUGCUGGUCCUCCAUUAGGGCACGGAAGUCACCGGUAUGUUUACACAAUCAUUGCUCUUAGCGAGCCUCUUCAGUUCGAGCGUCCCGAGAAGGCCUCCAAAAAGGACAUUCAAAACGCCAUGGUCGGGAAAAUUGUUGGCUGGGGCCAAUGGGUUGGAGUCUUUCAACGUCCCUGGCCUAACUAG
Molecule: messenger RNA, 639 nt
Organism: Penicillium atrosanguineum
Lineage: Eukaryota; Fungi; Ascomycota; Eurotiomycetes; Eurotiales; Aspergillaceae
Product: YbhB/YbcL family Raf kinase inhibitor-like protein
Exons: 1
Coding region: 1-639 (212 amino acids)
Source: RefSeq, a predicted model, not a curated record